AUGCAGGCCGUUCAGAAACCAGCGACUCCUAGAGAGCGGGCCUUGGUCACCAAAAAGGCCCUGGAAGAUGCGCUCGCUCGAUUGCCUCUAAACACACUCUUCAUCGUUCUUUAUAUACGAUCCGACCCUCCCCAGCCAAAUGACUUUCACACUCGCGCCCAGGGAGGGUUGAAAUAUGAAAAACCUGGGCGGGGGAUGGAUCCCGGACCAUGGCCCAACCGGAGGCGUUUCAAGUCCAAUUUUCUGUGCGUCCUUAUCGAGAUCGCAAACGUCCCACUCGGAAAGCAUGGCCCUCUCGACCAGAUUAUGAGAUCUCGCGACGGAGACGUCAACUCAAUUCCUGGUGUGACCUGCCGAGUAUGGCUAAUGGUCAUCUUGCGAAUUGGAUCGACAAGGGAUAGUACACUGAAGUAA
Messenger RNA from Metarhizium acridum CQMa 102, 414 nucleotides. The record is from RefSeq and is a predicted model, not a curated record. Lineage: Eukaryota; Fungi; Ascomycota; Sordariomycetes; Hypocreales; Clavicipitaceae.